This is a messenger RNA of Morone saxatilis (striped sea-bass), 7610 nucleotides long. It is a transcript of the gene uts2r1, whose product is annotated as urotensin-2 receptor. The record is from RefSeq and is a predicted model, not a curated record. Lineage: Eukaryota; Metazoa; Chordata; Actinopteri; Moronidae. The transcript has 4 exons. Gene Ontology annotation, cellular component: membrane. Gene Ontology annotation, molecular function: urotensin II receptor activity. Bases 582 to 1673 code for a protein of 363 amino acids. Gene Ontology annotation, biological process: neuropeptide signaling pathway; regulation of blood pressure; blood vessel diameter maintenance.
CUCACACUCUCCCUCUCGCUCCCUCUCUCUCUCUUACUCUCUCUCAGUCAAAGGGGGGAUUCUCCGUAACCAGCUGUAUCUUAAUGUGAUCCUCACUUCUCAUCACCAUUUCAUUGAUGUUCUCUCAUUUUUUGUUUUAUUUUCUCUUCUGAAUUAAAUUACUCUGCUGCCGAUGUCACAGCUGGCGUCCAAUGUUUGGAUGCUACCAAGGUGCACAAAACGUAGAGGGAAUGGAAGAGAACUUUUAAGGCUGCUACCAGUGGGUCUUUCUCUUGAAUAGACACGCUGGAUUGGUUCAUUUGCUGUUGAGAGACUAGUCAACAAUGGCAGGAUUUUUGUUGUAGUGGAUGACUCAUUUAGGUUAUUUUCCUCCCUUGAAACUGCUGGAUACAGAUUUUCCUUUCUUUUGUUCCACUUGCAUAUUUCACCUCUCAGCUACUCUGUAGAAUUUUUUGGGACUUUUAUGGAGUGUGAAAUUUUUGCAGCAAGUGUGAAGUUUGGAGGAGCAAAGUGAUACGAAGCAUGGCUGAUGGAACUGCGGCUGAGUGUUGAACCCUUCUGUCCAGGGAGGCAGUCCAGAUAUGACCACAGUGUCCAUGGAGCCUGUAGGAGUCCUCGUGGAAAGGGGCGCCAAUGCCACCGACUCCCCUCUGAACACGCAUGAGGACACAGCCGCUACUUUUACCAUCGGCACCAUCCUCUCCAUCAUGUGCCUCGUUGGAGUCUCUGGGAACAUCUACACCCUGGUGGUCAUGUGCCACUCCAUGAGAACUGCAGCCUCUAUGUACAUCUACAUCAUAAACUUGGCUUUGGCAGAUCUGCUGUAUCUUCUUACCAUACCCUUUGUAGUCUGUACACACUUCCUAAAGGGAUGGUACUUUGGGGACGCAGGGUGUCGGAUUCUGAUCAGCAUGGACUUCCUGACCAUGCAUGCCAGUAUCUUCACACUGACAAUCAUGAGCACGGAGCGCUACUUUGCUGUGCUCAAGCCACUCGACACAGUCAAGCGGUCUAAAAGUUACCGGAAGGCCAUCGCUCUGCUGGUCUGGGUUGCAUCUCUCAUCCUCACCCUACCGAUGAUCGUGAGCCUUCAGCUAAUGGCAGUGGGAAACAAGGCUAUGUGUCAGCCCACCUUGUCGCCACUCUCCUACAAAGUUUACAUCUCCUUCCUGUUUUGCACUAGCAUUGUCGCUCCAGGACUGAUCAUUGGCUAUCUCUACAUCCAGCUUGCACGCACUUAUUGGGUUUCACAGACGGAGACCUUCAAACAGACCAAGAAACUACCCAACCAAAAGGUGCUGUACCUGAUCUUCACCAUUGUGCUCCUCUUCUGGGCAUGCUUCCUGCCUUUCUGGAUAUGGCAACUUCUGGGUCAGUUCAAACCCUCACUUUCCCUGUCCACCAAAGCCAAACGCAACAUCAACUACCUGACCACGUGUCUGACGUAUUCCAACAGCUGCAUCAACCCUUUCCUGUACACUCUGCUCACCAAGAACUACAAGGAGUACCUGAGGAAGCACAAGCGGUCCUGGACAGCUGGCAGCUACUUCAACAGGAGGAGCCGCUUUCAGCGUUCGCCACGCAGGUCGCCAUCUUCCAGCAGUCAGCAGUGCACUGAGAGCUUUAUGCUCACGCACACAGCUUCCCUGCGAGCACACAACAGCAGUUUGUAAGAUAUGACUGGGCUGUGCCAGCUGGGGAAGAGGAAGAAAGGACAGAAAGAAUCCAUUGGGAGAUGACACAAACAGCAUCAGACCCUGAACUCCUCAUCAACACAACUGUGAAAGAGGAUGAAGAAAAUCAAAGUUUCUUUUGUACCUGCAGUUCAAUCCGUGUGGACACAAUAGCAGUGUAUGAGCAGGAACGGAAUGAAAAGCUGGUUGCUGUUUGUUCAAAGUAGACGUCUGCAUUUAUUUGUCACUCCCAGAAUUUCCUGAGGCAUGAGGAGAAAAGACCAGUGUCUUACACAGCAGAACAGAGACCUUCUGACUUUUACCUUUCCUCUUUUAUAUUUACCCUCUGUCCCUCCCAUGGUGCAUUGUUUCGGCCUACAUGAGAAAGUGUCUUUGUCAUUUCUUGGUGACGGAGAGGAGUCGUGCAAACAGAGACGACAGGAAAGUGACGCUGUUGGGCAACAUUACCGAAGCAUCAAUGCUGUGUUUUACAAAAAAUUAAACUGUUGUAAUUCCAGUCAAGUUGACGUUAAAGAGUAAGAGUUAAGAGUCUGGCAUGUGACAUUUUAAAUCCACGAUACAAAUGCAUGAAAGAAUGAAAGAGCUUUAGCUUUAGCAAGAGAAUGCUUUUAGAGCACAUCUGAAAUGUUCGUGUUUUAACGGCAAGCCAGUGUUCAGACCGACAGCAGCACUGCUCCAUUCAUUCCCAUUCACCACGAAAACAACAAGUUGAACCUGACUCCACAUAAUGCGACAACUUCCAGGACGAUACUGCAAUCACAUAUGUGCAAAGGCACACUCCUGGUAAAUUACUUUGUAGUGAGAAUUUUUCUGUUUACUUCACAGUCGUCGUGACAAAAGAUAUAGUUAUAUUUCUAGAGUUAUAAAAUCCUUUCUCAUGGUAUUAUAAAUCACUGUGCAGUGUUUUGCUGUCUCUUUCUCAUAGUGCACUUUUCUGGAUUGCAUAACACAGUGCUGUUUUCGGUCUGAACGACUAGUAAGGCAGGCGAUAUUAUGUGUUUUUCUUACCGCCAACAAAUCCCAUGAAAAGACCAAAACCAACACUGAAUGGAUCCUGCUAACGAGUAGUGGCCUGAUAUAUCUCCCUCUGUGCUAUAGACCUCAAUUAUUGUCUAACUAGACUAAAAAUAUAUCUUUUAAAAAAUCGAGUCCACACCACAACUAUAAUGACAACAGUGGUGAACAAUAUUGUUGGGAUCACUUUCAGACCAAUUGUAAGAACAAUAUUGUAACAUACAACUUAUUAAACGCCUAUACAGGGUGUGGAAGGCCCUCAACAGUCAUGCUAGCAGCUUGGUAAGACUGUACAUAGCUUAACAUGCUCAUAAUGACGAGGCUAACAUGCUGAUGAUAACAUUUAAUAUUUAGUUUGACAUUUUAGUUAAACAUUUUAGCAUAAUAUAGAAUAAUUAGAUUGAUACCUUCAGUAGGAAGAUACUGUAAGGGCCACUGACAGGUUAGAAGAGUCAUAAAGUAUUCAGAGGGACUAACAGCCUGUUGGUUUUGGUAAUUUCAGGGGAUUUCUUUUAUUUUACUUGAAUGAGGAAAAUAAGGAGAAAUGGCAGCCCUAUGUGCAAAACAAGGUGGUCCUUUAAUACGUGAAAACAUCAGAACCAUGCUUUGAACUUAAACUGAAAUAAAUUGUAAAAAGAAAAAUUUAAUAUAUGGUUGAGAAAAGAAAAAAAAAAAUCCCGUAACAAUAUUGUUCCUUUGCAUGUCAAUACUGCUAUUUAAUGCUACUGUACAAUGCUAUCAGUCAUAACGAAACACAGAAAAGCCAAAAGUGCUUUUUUAUGUGGAUUUUCUCAGAUCUAUAAAGCUCCUCUGAGGCCUCUAUUGCCAUCCUGGGCCAGUGGAACAUGUUAUGGCUUCAAUUCUAAUACAAGAAAGGAUACAAAGAGCGUGAGCACAGUUGCAGGUAGGAACCAAGCUGUUACAUCUCUAUUGAUUUCACUCCCAGAGCAGCAGGAGACAAGCUGCAAACAUUGCCUGGCUGGUGCAUAUUAAACCAAUCUAUCCUCUGAAGAAAUCGUGUACUUGGGAGGUUUUGUAUGCUGGAGCUUGAAACGUGGGAGAAAUUUACACAGAUCUCAGUGCGAGAUCUGAAGCAUUUUUUAGAUGCUGGCUUUGUAUUCAUAUAGCCCACACUGUACACAUGAGAAAUCAACACUAGCCAUGUUAAUAUGCAUUUGAGUAAAGCCAGAUUUCAUACCCUGUGAUUGAGUCUCCGAUGUCAUAAAUAAACCAAUUUACUGGCCAAGAUAGAACUGCCUUCCAGCCAAAAAGCAUUACAAGGUUUGGUUGCUUUCUGUCCUCUUUGACCGAGCUGUAGCUUAAAUGGAAUACAAAAAAAGGAGUGAUAAUAAUAAUGGUGUAUAAUAGCACUGGGCCCUACUUUGCAUUUGAGCAAGUGCAAGUGACUGUUGGUGAUUUUAAAGCUUGUAAAUUAAACACUACAAAUGUCUGUGGGAUUGACUUUCCUCCUGCAUUGUCACAUAUGUAAACUCUUUACUUUCCGCAUUGUCAUUCAUGAGCAGGCUGGUCUCUUCUGCCAGGGGGCUUUUCAAAGUCGGAAAAAAUAAACUUCAUGAUUUCAUUAGGGUUGGACUACAAUCUUCUGGGAUUGGAAACUAGUUAACUAGUUAUGUUGAAUGGGGAUAAAUGAUUCAAUCUUGCAAAUUUAAAAAUGUUAUCAGACUAUACAGAACAAAUUCUGAUAGUGAAAUGAGUCAUUUACCUGCUUUUUAACUUUUGCUAAGCUAGUGGCUCAAAGAGGCUAACUUUCCGGUGUCUGUGCUAGAGUGCCAAGCUAUGGCUACGUAGUAGAGACGUUGGCUUAAUAGGAGCUUUUAUAGGGUUGGUUGGUAACAAAAACGAAAAACAAAACCUAUUGCAAUUCAAUUGUAAUAGCCGGGUUUCAACCAGUAGAGGACAGUCGCUAUGCAUUUUUAUAGCAAAAUAUGUUGAAUUCAAAUACACUAAAAUGUCAAGAUUUGGACCUGAAUCAAUCAACAACACUAGUAUUACCCAUAUACAUACGUUUUCAACUGGUUUUGGGGUUCAGUUACUCAUGUAAGAUUGUGUUUUGGUUAAAUUUUAAUACAAAAUCUUGUCUUAAGUCACUGCUGACUGUUGAAUAAUGCUGUUUGAUUGCCUAUUUUGGUGGAAAACAAAGCAAAUGUGUUAUCAGUGAACAUUUCUAUCAGCAUCAACAUUUUUAUGACUUGCUAGGUAUGUUAAUAAACAGCAUUUUCUUAUUAGGUUAUUAAAAAUUGUAAUUAGGUUUGCAUUACAAUUCCCUCAAAACGUAUUUGCUGUUGCAGAUUAGUGCUACAUUAUAAACAUAACUACUAGGAGACAGGGCUGCCUUCAAAUAUCAUACAUAAGAGUUUUUGAAUUAAAUGUAACAGAAAAUUGUUGUAGAAUAUUGUGACAACCUGGAUUGCAUCGCUAAUAUACAAUCUGACUGAUUUCUUCCUGGUUUGUACCCCAAUUCAUUCACUUCAUUUUAUCAUUCAGUUGAGGUUAGGAGGAGAGCAGGAGAGUUUCCCGAUCAGAGCAAAACGCUCAAAUUGUAAAAACAAAGCUUCACAAUCUCUUCAUUACAUUUUUUUCAAUCCCCACAAUUAGCCAUCCUACAGUAUAUCCUACUCUUAAAACCCUCACUCUGGAUUACGCCACAUUGCCUCACCACUCCACUGUCAGCUGUCACUGAAGCCGCUCAUCAUUUAUCCACAAUCCAGAAGCAAAAUUUUGAUCUCUGGACUGGACUGACUUGACUAUUUUUCAGACUGAAUUGAGUUGAUCUUUUUUGAUUUAUGAACAGAAUCUAAUUUCUUUCUUUUUUUUAAAUUAUUUUCACUUUUUGGACGUGACCCUAGAAAAGAAAACACAGUGGAAUUUUGAGUUUGGAAUAUCUCUGUUUUUGAUUAACUUUGGGACUGUGGGAUUUUGGGGUUAUUUUGGUGAAUUUUUGAUGAACUGUGGGAAUUCAGGAAUAUUUUUUUGAGAAUUUGAAAAAUAUAUCUUUAAGAGGAUGUGUUUGUAUUUUUAAUUUCAUCCUUAUUGGCAGUUUGAUUUGAACCUUUUAAAAAACAAAAACACCUACGAAACAAGAACAAUAAAAAAACUUCUUGCAAGGAGAGAGACCUGACCGGCACCCUAUCUAAAUACCAUAUAAAAAGUAGAGACCCUAAGUCAAACUGUUACAUUAUGAGUACCUGAAUAACACCUUAAUAAUGGACCAAAAUCAGCACCUGUCUUCUACAAUUGGUGACAAGCAGUUCUUACUGAAUUAUAAUAUUUUGGCAAAAAUUCUCUGGUGUUGUUCCCAGGUUUGAGUCUGGCUUGUGAUCUUUGUUGCAUGCUAUGCCCCUCCUCUCUCCACCCUUAUUUCUUGUCUAUCGUGCCAUUAUAAACUAAACAAAAAGAAAAAAGAUUUCAAAAAAAUAUAUUAAGAUGUUGUCACUGCUACAUUCUGAAAGUCAUUGCCUGCUUUUGUGAGUGAUGCCAGGACAUUUAAUCUCAAGUUUCUGGACACCUGAUGAAUGUGAGUCCAGUAUACGCUGAACGCAAAGUAUAGGUCUGCAGCCCAAUAGGUCUGCAGUUGUUAGAUGUUGCUUCGGCUUUCAUGCUACUUGUUGCUGAGCAGGUAGGGAUGUCUAUGACUGUCAGAGCUUCUUGGCUGGAAAUGAUUGCCAGCACUUUAGCUGUGUAUUUAGACAGAACGAAAUGCAAAUUUUAGAGGUGGUGAAUUUGUAUAUAAAGUCGAUAGACAGGCACAAUUAGACACAAUUUCGUAAAUCACGUGUAUGCACAAGUUGAUAAUGUUUCAAAUUAAGCAAAAAAUUCACAUGAAUCUGCUUCAUAAACACACAGACCAAUUACGGUGGCGGGGCACAGGAAGUUUUUUCUCGCAAAUGUAUGACUUUAUAAUCUCAGAGAAUAUGCAAGCUUUUUUUUAAUUUAAUCUCAGAAAUGUUUUUGUUUUCUAUUUUAAUGUCACCCCCUCCCACAGCUCCAUUUAAAAAGAAAAAGAAAAAGAAAAACUUGGCCCUAAUACACUGUUGUAGAGGAGGGAGAGGGAGACUGCAGUGAAAUAACAGAAAGAAUGGGAGAUCAGUCAGAGGUUAUGUUGAACAUCAGUACAGUCAGACUGACUUUUUGGGGCAAAUAAACAGUCAAGUGGUGAAAUUCAUGGCAUGAGUUGUUAAUUUGUUUUGCUCUCUAUAUGAACAAACCUUAAUAUGGGAUGACUGAUGAGAGCUGUGAGACUGAAGCAUAGAGCUGCAGGGCUGGUUGUUGAUUCUUAGUGAGUUUGGCGCUCUAAACUGAGCCCAAUGUUAUUACAGUUUUCAUAAAUCUUCAUAAAUGUAAUGUCAUUUAUGGUUAAAUUAAGACCCAAGUCUUGUCAGUCCAAUUCCAUUCAAGCCUAAAAAUAUUUACUCCAGAUGCAGAUGAAGAAGGAAAAUCUAGUUUUUCUGACAGUAGCCAGUUUUCUCAUAAAUGUCACACAAAGCAAAGCCUGGUUAUUUCAGCCAGCUUAUAUGGUUUAUGGUUUUAAACAAACAUGAGCUUUGUAGGUUAACAACAGAUUUUUCCAUGCAUGUUAAUGUAGCUACUCGGAACGUCAGUGCUUAUCGCCGACCAUUUUUUGGUACAUGUAAUGUGAAAAUCUCCACCUGCUUAAUUAGACUUUGUUAUGAUAAAAUAAGGAAUCAGACACACAGUCCGGUCAUGAGGGGUUUGUCUGCCCUUGGCUGAUGUUGUAUUUAUCUUUAAUUGUGUUCUCCCUGUGGGUGACAGAACACCUGGAGCUUCAGUGCAAACCCGAUGCUGUUAUUCUGUUAUUCUCAUCUGACGAUGAGUGUUGUACAUUAUGUGCACUCUUAUUAAAAAACUGUUUGACCUCUCUGA